This is a messenger RNA of Rhinichthys klamathensis goyatoka, 1690 nucleotides long. RefSeq names its product oviductal glycoprotein 1 (gene ovgp1). Gene Ontology annotation, biological process: chitin catabolic process; carbohydrate metabolic process. Gene Ontology annotation, molecular function: chitinase activity; chitin binding. Gene Ontology annotation, cellular component: extracellular region. Lineage: Eukaryota; Metazoa; Chordata; Actinopteri; Cypriniformes; Leuciscidae. The coding region runs from base 33 to 1520 and encodes 495 amino acids. The transcript has 11 exons. The record is from RefSeq and is a predicted model, not a curated record.
CGGAGUUCCCCAUCACUCAAAACUAAAGGGACAUGUGCAGCAACAAAAUGAACAGGGGAAUAACGCAUUUAACAGGCCUGAAUUUGCUCUUUCAGUUCGUAACCUGUUCAAGACUGGUGUGUUACUUCCCAAACUGGUCUCAGUACAGAGCAGGAACUGCUAGAUACCUUCCCGAGAAUGUGGACCCGAACUUGUGUACUCAUUUGAUCUAUGCAUUUGCCAUUAUAAACUAUGCCAAUAACAUAGCUGCAAGUGAGUGGAAUGAUGUGGCCCUUUAUUCGACCUUCAAUGCACUUAAGAACAAAAAUCCUCAGUUGAAAACCUUGUUGUCUGUCAGGGACCAAGAUUCAAGCCAAUUCUCCAAUAUGUUGUCCAACUGGACAAACCGUCAGACAUUCAUCAAGUCUUCUAUAGAAUUUCUGAGGAAGUAUAACUUUGAUGGGCUGGAUUUGGACUGGGAACACAAGGGCACUCCAGAGACGCGUCCGGAAGAUAAGUUGAAAUUCACUCUUCUGUGCAAGGAACUUCUGGAGGCAUUUCUAGCUGAAGGCCAGUCACACAAAGAUGCGAGACUGAUUCUAACAGCAACUGUUUCAGCACAGAAAGAAGUCAUUGAAAGGAGCUACAAUAUUCAAGAGAUCUCAAAGUAUUUGGACUUUAUUAGUGUCAAGACAUUUGAUUUCCAUACGUUUAAAGAUGGCAUUGUGAGACAUCACAGUCCUUUGUACAGUGCUGUCCAUGACCAGGAAAAUAUUAACUCAAACACCGAUUUUGCCCUACAAUACUGGAGAUUCCAGGGAGCUCCUGCCAAGAAGUUGUUGAUGGGCUUUGCCACAUAUGGACGUUCCUUCAUCCUCACCUCCUCUCCAGCCAAUAACUUUGCCUCUCCUGGACCUUAUACACAAGAGAUGGGCUUGUGGUCUUACUUUGAAAUAUGUCUUUUCCUAAAUGGUGGCGUAGUACAGUGGAUUGAAGACCAGAAAGUUCCUUUUUCUGUUAAAGGCAGUGACUGGGUGGGAUUUGACAAUCUAAGGAGCUUUGAGAUUAAGAUAAAAUACUUACAGGAACAUAGCUUUGGAGGUGCGUUUGUAUGGGCUCUCGACCUGGAUGACUUUUCUGGAAAUUUCUGUGGACAAGGCAGUUACCCUUUAGUUAACAACCUGAAGAAAUGGUUAAUACUUGGAGCCUCCAUGGCUACAAGCACCAGCACUCCCAACAGCACUUUUGCAACAGUUGGGAAGGGCUCUUCACCGCCAACAUGUGUGAAAACUCUCAGCUCUCUUACAGCACUGGGAAGUCAGUUCUGUACAGAUAGAUCAGAUGGACUUUAUCACAGAAUGGAUUCCCUUAACUCCUUUUAUAGCUGUACUGGAGGAAUGACAAAUAUCACGUGGUGCACCCCUGCCGUUUUAAAUCAUUCUGGGGCAACACGACCAUCCCAGAUUAUCAUUUUCAUUACAUUAGGAAGUGCAAGUCUCCUAACUCUGUGGCAUUGGCUUAGGAGUAACGAACUGAUUUAAUGUAAAAACAUGGAUGGAAAGACGACUCAGCACAAGUUUUAAAAUCUCUAUUAGCUUAUUGCAGGAUACAGCCUGCUAUGCAUGUUGAGCAUUGUUGUGAAUGUUACUGGUAAAUCUUUUUUUAACUUUUUUUUUAAGUCGGCAUGAAACGGAAGUUGCGAUAGUAGUUU